GAUAGUCCAGGGUUCUGGUGACAGAGAACAGAUUCCGGAAUUCUUCUUGUGUUUGGGUGCCACUGUCUAGAAGAAGUCAACCAACAUGAUGGAGCAAAGCCCCUUCACUCUUGGGUGGAAGUCGCCAUGCUUGGCCGUUUUCUUCCUCAGCUCUAAUUUCCUGUUGACUCAUGCCCAGGUAACCCAAUACAGUCUCCCCGUUUUCAUGAGCCCCUCCAAUGCCAUCGAAGGGCAGGGAGUCAAUUUAACCACCGGCUCUUCCCCGACUGCCUUCUUUAUUUGCAACUGGUAUCGAGGGACGGAGAUUAAAAAAAACUUGAUCGUCACCGUCUACCUGCCUCCUUUAAAUGGGAACGUCUUCGGACCUGCCUACACCGGGCGAGAAACUGCAGAUAAAAACUGCUCUCUCUUCGUGGACAAUCUAAAGCAGGAUGACUCUGGAACCUACACAGUGACUAAAGAUGGACCUUCGGUCCAUGGAAGAGGAGACCUCAACGUAGAGGUUCUAGCUCCGAGCUUACUGCCCAAGCCGAGCAUGUCCAUCGUCCAGCUUUUCCGAGAGAAUAUGGAUUCUGUCCACCUCAAGUGUGACACAACUGUAAGAUCUGCAAAUAUCAGCUGGCUGAGGAAUGGGAAAGCCCUCAGUUCCAGCCUCCGGAUCCAGCUGUCCAAUAAUAACCAGACGCUCACCAUACAGCCCGUUCUCCGUAAUGAUGCUGGCGCAUAUCAAUGUCACAUUUCCAAUCCUUUAUCUGCUCAAAGGAGUGACACCACCACCAUUUCUGUGAUCUAUGGCCCAGACCCCCCUGUGAUCAAGAUGACUGCGAAAUUUCUCACUCGGCCGACCAACCGGAAGCUCAACUGCAAAGCCAGCUCGUUUCCCGAAGCAGAAUAUCGCUGGUUCCACAACGGGAAGGAGUUCAGCGAGAAAGCUGAAGUUCUUCUCAAGAACAUUCAGUCGGGGAGUUACACCUGCCAGGCGACAAAUCCUUUCACUCACCGGAAGGAAAACACCACUUUAGAGAUUGAGUAUAUAAAAGCAGGAGUAUUCUUGGUGGUACCAGGUUUAGUUCUGAACAAAAGAACAGGAAGAUUUACCAGUCACCCAGCGCGGAGGAAGUCACCUUGCCUGAUGGAUAGUGUACGCAGUAACCUUGGAUGGAGAAGCUCCUGGUGGAUGGUGUUUUGGGCAGGUGCCAUCCUCCAUGGUAGUGUCCAUGUGGCUCAAGCGAAUGAAGACAUUGUUAUUGAGGCAGUUCCUCCAAAUCCAAUGGAGACGUCUGAAGUCCUGUUGAAGCCACCAACUCCCCCAGGGGGUACUAUCUUUUGCUCCUGGUCCCGUCAGCCAACGGGGGCCGAUCCGCUAGAAAUCGUGACGCUGCUAUUUAGUCAAAGUCUAAACAGCACUGGACCAGGAUAUACUAAGAGAGAAACGGUCUACUCUGACUGCUCCCUUCGCAUUAAGGAGCUAACAUUAAGUGACACUGCAAACUACCUGCUGACCGUAGCAGGAGCUACAAUUUCUAAUGGGAAUAUAAGAUUAGAAGUCAGCGAGUUUGUGCCGAAGCCAAAUGUGGUUAUCUCGCCAUCCCCUUUCAUUGUGGAAUUCCAGGCCGUUCAGCUAUACUGCAAUUCAACCUUCACUCAGAGCGUUAGGUGGUUGAAGGAUGGACAUCCCCUGCCCCAAGAGUACAACUGGACCCUCUCCAUUGACCCUGCAACUCGGGAGCACACCGGGGCGUACCAGUGCCAAGUCUCCAAUGGUGGCCUUUUAUUUACGAGUGAACCUGCAUACCUCAGUGUGAUCUAUGGUCCAGAGGUGCCUGUCAUCCAGCCAAACAACGUCUGUAAUAAAGAAGGCCAAACCAUCAUCCUCAACUGUUCGGCUGCUUCGUGUCCCGAGCCAAAGUACACUUGGUACCGUGAUGGUGCCAUUGUGGACUCUGGGCCCAAAUUAAUCAUUGAAAAUUUCAGCGAGAGCCAAGCCGGGAUCUACGUCUGCGAAGCCCUGAAUCAGCUUCUUCGCACACGGAACAACAGCAGCGAUCAGCACAUCCGCUUGGAGAAAAGUUGCGUACACAACGUCGCAAUCACUGGUCCAUCAGAAGGCACAGAGACUGAACUUAUCUCCUUGAACUGCACAGCCGAAGGUGACGACAUUUCGUAUUCUUGGUUCAAUGGAAGCCAGCCCGUGAUCGAAACUACACGUGUCCAUUUGAUAAACAACAACCAGACCCUUCUGAUUAACUCAUGUUAUCGAAGCGAUGCUGCUCAAUAUACGUGCAAGGCUUCCAACAGCUUCUCUUCGAAUGUCAGCGCUCCCCAUCACUUAGAUAUCAUAUAUGGACCUGACACUCCUUUUAUCAAUGAGACAGUUGACAUCAAUCUGGACAAAAUCACUCUAAGCUGCGUAGCUGUUGCCUUUCCUGACGCACACAUUCUGUGGUUUUACAAUGGAUUGCAAGUUGAGAAGAACCCCCUGGUGAUAGUUCUGGAUAUCAUCGCAAAGAAUUCUGGGAAUUAUACUUGUUGGGCAAUAAACCCCAAAUCUGGGCUGCAACGUGAGACCACUAUGGAGAUUGACAUGAUAGGAAGACUAAGAAGCUUAAACCGCCGUUGAGGGCACUGUUUCCAUUCUCUGAUUUCUGAGGCAAAUUGACGCUUCAUCUGUUUUUACAUCGUUGUAAAUUUUGAAUUUUUGAAAUCUACGUUGAAACCACCUUGUCGAGUUCCUGGGGGGGUCACCCCUGGCUCUCCAUUAAGAUUACAACAAUGGAUCAUACCAAUAUCCAGUUAUCAUUUGCAUUUCUGUAAUGAAAAAAUGUAUGCAGUUAUUCAAAUGCAUUGAGAAGUAUGGAAAUUUGCACUCAAUAAAUCGUUCUCUUUGGCAA
Messenger RNA from Crotalus tigris (Tiger rattlesnake), 2891 nucleotides. RefSeq names its product carcinoembryonic antigen-related cell adhesion molecule 5-like. NCBI's taxonomy places the organism in Eukaryota, Metazoa, Chordata, Lepidosauria, Squamata, Viperidae. The coding region runs from base 86 to 2620 and encodes 844 amino acids. The transcript is spliced from 12 exons. The record is from RefSeq and is a predicted model, not a curated record.